AUGACUCGGGCUUAUACUUAUUUUUUGCUUUUGUUUGUACAGGUGGAGACGGAGCAGAUAGUGUGUGAUACGACGGAGCCGACGCUGUCACGAAUGCGCGUUUCUGCGUUGGUGCAGCAUCGUGGAUCCGUGCCUCUCUUCUGGUCUCAGGACACUGCUCGUCUGGUGGUAGGGAAACCGCCUUUGGCCAUCACAUGGCAGGAUCCCUCCUAUGAGGCCUUUGGCAAACACUUUGCUGAUCUCAUUGAAAGGCAUGGCGCCCCUGUAAUAGUCUUGAAUCUGAUGAAGCAAAGAGAAAAGCGUCGUUUUGAACAACAGCUGACGGAUGGGUUACUUGAGGGGAUAAAGUUCCUGAAUCAGGUUUGA
Hydatigera taeniaeformis is the source of this 366-nucleotide messenger RNA. Lineage: Eukaryota; Metazoa; Platyhelminthes; Cestoda; Cyclophyllidea; Taeniidae. The record is from the annotation of a GenBank genome assembly.